Athalia rosae (coleseed sawfly) is the source of this 2782-nucleotide messenger RNA. Its product is annotated as sporozoite surface protein 2-like. The record is from RefSeq and is a predicted model, not a curated record. NCBI's taxonomy places the organism in Eukaryota, Metazoa, Arthropoda, Insecta, Hymenoptera, Athaliidae. Bases 466 to 2532 code for a protein of 688 amino acids. The transcript is spliced from 2 exons.
GGCAGAACCAUGUCCACGCGCGGUACCCCUGGAACAGCGGAAUUACCGUAGGCGGCGGCGGCGGCGGCGGCGGCACCAGCAGCCGCACGUGUAACAAUAGAGUGGAAAUUGGCCAAACAACAAUUAUUGUCAUCGGCAUAGGUGUUCGCACAGGUAUAACGUACACGCACACACGUGUCAAGCUCCUUGUUGCAGCGCGUUACACCAUUGAACGUCGAUGGUAAAAUUGUUUGCGCAUUUCUCAAAGAUGCUAAGCGAAAGAAGGGAAUACGGAAUACACGAGCGGAGCGAGGGGGGAACAACGCUCGUUUCCAAGUCAUCGUCGUAACCCACACAUCGCGCUGACAAGCGUCUAUUGCCAACAGAGAGUCGUAUUUGUCCACGGUUAAAAGAAAACUUUUUAUUAUUGUUCCGACUGCGGCUAACCGCGAACGUUUUGUUAUCGUUGGAAAGCGUUGAUGACGGAUGACGCGGUCAAUCCACAGGUGGAAAAGCACCGGGACUCGGUAUAAAAGUCGCGCUUCCGAUGCCCGCGACGUACAUAAGUAUUCGAUCGCGCGCGACCUCGCAUCGAACGAACGUUCCGAUACUUUGUUGUUGUUGUUGUUAUUGUUAUUAUUAUUAAAUUUUUUUGUCCUCCGACGCACGGUCGCGAUGAAGUUCGCGUUGCACGUAGCUAUCGGUAUUUGCGUACUGGUGGCCGCCGCGCCGGAAGGUACGAGCGGAAAAGUGAUCGGCGUCCAGCCGGACCCGUGCGAGCCGAAAACGGAGCACGGCGAGCACCACCGUCACCAUCACCACCACCCGAAUCGUUCGGGCGAAUCGAGAGACUCGGAGGAGUACGACGGUGACGCGGGUCACCCGAUAAGGCGACCCGACCAGCCGCAUCACCCGCAUCACGCCAGACCCCCGAGAAAACCGGAGAUCCGACCCACCUGCGGAGGAGUCGAAUGCGAAAGCGGACAAGUGUGCGAAUUGAUAACGGUGCAAUGUCUCGUGCCACCCUGCGAGACGAUGCCCACCUGCGUCGACAGACCGGCGGAAUCUUACGACGGAGGCGAAUCGACGGAUUCCGAGGAGUGGCUCGAUCCGGAGUCUUCGGAAUCCGAGGAGCCGACCGACCCUGCGGAACCGUACGACGAAUCGGUUGACCUUCCCGUGGCGAAGGAACCGGGCCCGCGCAGGGUGAACGGGCCCGUUAUAAACCACGGAAAGGGACGUAAGGGCGGACCGAGCGGACCCACGGGACCAGUUCCAUGGCAACCGGAGCGCGUACCACCAUCGCGAGCUCCCAUUUACACGACGGGACCAUGGCGUGGCGGAAAAACCGAUCCUGGAUCCCCGAAUAAUCCUCAAUAUUCCCUGCCCGUCGAACCCCCCGCUUCCUCAGGACCCGCUGACACUCCCGAUCCUGAUCCAGAUUCCGACGAUCCCGGAUAUUCCCAUCAUCCAAAACGCCCACCGUCUACCACAGGUCCUGCGAAUCCUGGGGGUCCUGAAGAGCCUGUAGAUCCUGUAGAUCCUGAAAGUCCUGGGAAACCCCCGUAUCACCCACAUCCCAAACACCCACCAUCUACCACAGGUCCUGCGAAUCCUGAGGACUCUGAAGAGCCUCUAUAUCCUGUGGAUCCUGUGAAUCCUGAAUGCCCUGAAGAGCCUGUAGAUCCUGUAGAUCCUGUAGAUCCUGUGGGACCUGGAAAACCCCCAUAUCGCCCAAAUCCCAAACACCCACCAUCUACCACAGGUCCUGCGAACCCUGAGGGCCCUGAAGAGCCUUUACAUCCUGUGGAUCCUGUGAAUCCUGAAUGCCCUGAAGAGCCUGUAGAUCCUGUAGAUCCUGUAGAUCCUGUGGGACCUGGAAAACCCCCAUAUCGCCCAAAUCCCAAACACCCACCAUCUACCACAGGUCCUGCGAACCCUGAGGGCCCUGAGGAGCCUCUAUAUCCUGUGGAUCCUGUGAAUCCUGGGGGUCCUGAAGAGCCUGUAGAUCCUGUAGAUCCUGAAAGUCCUGGAAAACCCCCAUAUCGCCCACAUCCCAAACACCCACCAUCAACCACAGGUCCCGCGAAUCCCGGGGGUCCCGAAGAGCCCGCGUAUCCUGUGGAUCCCGUGAAUCCUGGGGGACCCGAAGAGCCUGUGAGUCCCGGGGGCCUUCCUCGGCGUCGUCCUUGGCAUCACAGGGCCCAUCCAUAUCCUGAAGAUCAAAAAUAUUCCGACGAAUUAAAAAGCGUCGAAGCUUCCGAGUCAGGCGAAAGUCCGGAACAUCCGGUAGAUCAUAUUCAUCACAAGCACCCUCAUUCUACCACUCCAGACGGCCACGAAACUUCCGACGAUCCGGCGAUUCCAAACAGCGGAGAAAUUCCCGUGGAUCCCGAACAUCCCAUUCACCGAAGGAGACACAGGCGUGACUCGCUAGAAUGGGACGCGAGUCCGAUAAAUCCGACGGACAUAAACGGCGCUGGCCCGAAUUUCAGGAGAAAACAUCACCCGCAUCAUCACCAUCAUCAUCAUCCAAACGUAAGGGCAUGUUAAGUCACAAAGGGAAAGGGUAGUCACGACAACCGACGACCUUGGAACACCAGCUCCUCGGCCCAGUUACAAUUCCUCAUUGUCAGAUAAAUCUAUAGAGGCGAUCGUAAUUUAUUAAUUGUAAGUUAAUUUGCUACCUUAAUUUUAGACUAUUCGUAAUAGAUGAUUAAUAAUUAAAUAAAUAAAUAAAUAGCUCGUAGGAAUUCCAUCGAAUAGAAAAAAAUCAUAUGCACAUGAAAGGAAAAAAAAACAC